Oryza brachyantha (malo sina) is the source of this 1743-nucleotide messenger RNA. Its product is annotated as aspartyl protease 37-like. NCBI's taxonomy places the organism in Eukaryota, Viridiplantae, Streptophyta, Magnoliopsida, Poales, Poaceae. The record is from RefSeq and is a predicted model, not a curated record. Gene Ontology annotation, cellular component: extracellular region. Bases 17 to 1522 code for a protein of 501 amino acids. The transcript has a single exon.
UUGCAUCCAUCCAUCCAUGCGAUGCGACGACGCUCGCGUAACGUUGGCCGUUGAUCCGGCAGUUCGCGCGCCACCCACUGGGCACUGCGCCGCGCUGCCACGCCGGGCGCGCGCGACGAUGAACGCCGCCGUGUUGCUGCUGCUGCUGCUACUCGCGCUCCCCGUCCUCCCGGCGUCGUGCGCGCCGCCGAGAUCCUUCCGCCUCGAGCUGGCCAGCGUCGACGCGUCGGCGGCCGCGGCCGCCAACCUCACGGGGCACGAGCUCCUGCGGCGCGCCAUCCAGCGCAGCCGGCACCGGCUGGCCAGCAUCAGCAUGGCGCGCAACGCCGGCGUGGCCGCCAGCGCGCGGAAGGCCGUCGUGGCCGAGACCCCCGUGCUGCCGACCGGCGGCGAGUACCUGGUGAAGCUCGGCAUCGGCACGCCGCCAUACAAGUUCACGGCGGCCAUCGACACCGCCAGCGACCUCAUCUGGACGCAGUGCCAGCCCUGCGCCGGCUGCUACUACCAGGUCGACCCCAUGUUCAACCCCAGGGUGUCCUCCACCUACACCGUCCUGCCGUGCAACAGCGACACGUGCGACGAGCUGGACGGCCACCGGUGCGGCCACGCCGACGACGACGCGUGCGAGUACACCUACAUGUACAGCGGCAACGCCACGACGGAGGGCACCCUGGCCGUCGACAAGUUUGUCAUCGGCGAGGACGUGUUCCGCGGCGUCGCCUUUGGCUGCAGCACCUCCAGCACCGGCGGCGCCCAGCCCCCGCAGGCGUCCGGGGUGGUCGGCCUCGGCCGGGGGCCACUCUCGCUGGUGUCCCAGCUCUCGCUCCGGAGGUUCAUGUACUGCCUCCCCACGCCGGCCUCGAGGGUCGCCGGGAAGCUCGUCCUCGGCGCCGGCGCCGACCCCGCCGGCAACGCGACGGGCCGGGUCGCCGCCCCGAUGAGACGGGACCCGCGGUACCCGUCCUACUACUACCUCAACCUCGACGGCAUCGCCGUCGGCGACAACACCGCGUCCCUGAUGAAGCCGUCGAACGCGACGUCGACCGCGGCGACGCCCUCCCCGAACGCGACGGCGACAGCGCCGCCGGGCGUCGGGGACGCGAACAAGUACGGGAUGAUCAUCGACAUCGCGUCGACGAUCACGUUCCUGGAGGCGUCGCUGUACGACGAGCUGGCGGACGACCUGGAGGAGGAGAUCCGGCUGCCGCGCGGGACGGGCUCCAGCCUGGGGCUGGACCUGUGCUUCAUCCUGCCGGACGGCGUGCCGUUCGACCGCGUCUACGUGCCGCCGGUGUCGCUGGCGUUCGACGGGAGGUGGCUCCGGCUGGACAAGGAGCGGCUGUUCGCGGAGGACAGGGAGAGCGGGAUGAUGUGCCUCAUGGUGGGGAGGGCGGAGCCGGGCAGCGUCUCCAUCCUCGGCAACUUCCAGCAGCAGAACACGCAGGUGUUCUACAACCUGCGCCGCGGCAGGGUCACUUUCGUCGACGCCCCCUGCGAUAGAGGCUUCAUCCAGUACCAUUAGCAUCUUGUAAACCCAGCAUCAUCGUGAUUGCUUGCCUGCCUUGAGAGCUUCUAAUGUAGUCAGUGCUCAGCUGCAUAUUUGGACAUUCAAAGAUGCGUGUUUAGCUUGAAUCAAAAACAUUUUAUGCAACAAACCGUGCUCAAGUGAUCAAGUCUGCAGCUAAGUAGAUCAGCACAGAGUGACAGAUUGUGAAGAGAACAGUCUUAUAUUGAAAGAAAAAA